AUGCCAUCGCCAGCUAACGAACGCGUUGUGGUGACGGAGCUAGGAGAGGUCGCUGCUCAGGAGACUGACGACCGUCACCGCUUCAGAUUUGCGACGCCGUCGUCGUCGUCUAAUACGUCGUUCUCGCCGUUCAUCAACACCAGAACAAAGACGAGAUCGAAGUUGUUCACGUCAGCUGCCGAAAUGAUGGUUUUCUUCGAGCACUUUGACGCAUCUGCGAAGCUACGUUACCUUGUAUCGGCAUCGGGCUCCCUCCGAACUGUUGAGGCAGUUUCAUCGGUGGCGGUGCGAAUGGCUGUACAAAACAAGAAUCCCGGUGAAGCGAUUUCCGAUCCUUCCGGUUAUUAUGACCCUCGCGAUGGACGAUUCUACUGCAGUCAUAACGAGGUGGCAGUACUAAAAGCGCUGCACAAGGAUUAUGGUAUACCAUGUAACCCGAUACCGUCCGAUGAUCCGGAAGCCACUGACCGAUUUGUAUCCGUUGUGCAAGUGACGGAAGACAAAUAUGAACGAAUAUUAGCAGCUGUGUCACAGAGAGAAGGCGAACUCAACUAUGGUGUUGGUUUCUAG
Molecule: messenger RNA, 570 nt
Organism: Angiostrongylus costaricensis
Lineage: Eukaryota; Metazoa; Nematoda; Chromadorea; Rhabditida; Metastrongylidae
Source: the annotation of a GenBank genome assembly